Molecule: messenger RNA, 1216 nt
Organism: Poecilia latipinna (sailfin molly)
Lineage: Eukaryota; Metazoa; Chordata; Actinopteri; Cyprinodontiformes; Poeciliidae
Gene: naa50
Product: N-alpha-acetyltransferase 50, NatE catalytic subunit
Exons: 5
Coding region: 317-823 (168 amino acids)
Biological process (GO): mitotic sister chromatid cohesion
Cellular component (GO): NatA complex
Molecular function (GO): acyltransferase activity, transferring groups other than amino-acyl groups
Source: RefSeq, a predicted model, not a curated record
UCUGUUGCGGUUGUUUUUAUCUUAAGCCGCUUUUCUGUUAGUCCACACCGCUAAUAUGCUAAGCUAACCAGUUAGGUGCUACUAGUGGGAGGCUGAGUCAGGGAAGCCUCAAAAGCGAAGCUAAGCUAAAAAGACAGGACGGGAAUAUCCUGAUUUUCUAUGAUUGCUGCGUCCUUCUACUUUACAAAAGCAGACAAAUCACUGAACUAGUUAUUGGUAUAAACUGUACUAAAUGCGUGUUCCAGUUGGACAGUCACCAGUACGUUAACCCAACUUCAGCUUUUUUAGUGUAACUCGAUCUGUCAAAGUAUCAGGAAUGAAUAGCCGGAUCGAGCUGGGGGAUGUUACGCCUCACAACAUUAAGCAGUUGAAACGCCUGAACCAAGUCAUCUUCCCCGUCAGCUACAACGACAAAUUUUAUAAAGAUGUGCUGGAAGUUGGAGAGCUCGCAAAGCUAGCAUACUUCAAUGACAUUGCAGUGGGGGCUGUGUGCUGCAGAGUGGAUCACUCUCAGAACCAGAAGAGGCUGUAUAUCAUGACCCUUGGGUGUUUAGCACCCUAUCGUAGACUUGGAAUUGGCACAAAGAUGCUCAAUCAUGUGCUAAACAUCUGCGAGAAGGAUGGCACUUUUGACAACAUUUACCUUCAUGUGCAGAUCAGCAAUGAGUCAGCUAUCGACUUCUAUCAGAAAUUUGGCUUUGAGAUAAUCGAAACAAAAAAGAAUUACUACAAGAGGAUAGAACCUGCAGAUGCCCAUGUGUUGCAGAAGAGCCUGCGCAGUCCAUGUGCGCCACCCAGUGGGGAGCUUCAGAAAGUAGAGUAGGGGCGCACACAGCUUUUUUUGGGGGGACAAAGAAAGGCAUGUGUGCCCAUCAACGCAGAAACAGAACUGUGACAGAUGCCCCACGGUCAACACAUUCAACAGUUUCUUCAAAAGGAUGCUAGAAAGAGAAAACAGUUUUCCAGUAUAAAAAUUGCUGCAUUUAUUUUGCAAAGGUGAUUUUUUUUUUUUUUUUUUUUUUUUAUUGUUCCCCAUUAUUACAUGCGGUUAUUUGAAAAGUGACAGAAAACUCUGUUAUCCAUAAAUUGGUUUCCAACGAUGAAAUGCCAACACUGAACAUUAGUAGACACGGUGACGGGGGAUGGUGUUCUGUUUGCUAAAUCGUUCUGUUUGUGUUUGAGUUGUUUUUAUGCGGUUAUCAAACCUGAUGGGGAC